CAGAGUCAGACCCCUGGCCAAGGGCUCCGGCACCGCCUUUCUGCCCAGCGCGCAGGCGGACUCAUGGAUCCCUGCGGACGGUGGCGGAAUCUGCCCAGCGGGCCUGGGCUGAAGCACUUGACCGACCCGUCUUACAGGAUCCCGCGGGAGCAGCAGAAGCCAGCGCUGCAGGAGCUGACGCGGGCGCACGUCGAGUCCUUCAACUUCGCGGUGCGCGAGGGGCUCAGCCUCGCGGUUCAGGCUAUACCUCCCUUUGAAUUUGUUUUCAAAGAUGAACAGAUCUCCCUUACUAUUGUGGAUGCUGUCAUCAGUCCACCCACAGUUCCAAAAGGGACCAUCUGCAAAGAGCUCAACAUUUAUCCAGCAGAAUGCCGGGGCCGAAGGAGUACCUACAGGGGAAAGUUGACAGCCGAUAUCAGCUGGGCAGUGAAUGGAAUCUCAAAAGGAAUCAUUAAACAGUUUCUUGGCUAUGUUCCCAUCAUGGUGAAGUCUAAGCUUUGCAACUUACACAACCUUCCUCCAAAAGCCCUCAUUGAGCACCAUGAGGAACCCGAGGAAAUGGGAGGCUAUUUUAUAAUCAAUGGCAUUGAAAAAGUCAUCCGAAUGUUGAUUAUGCCUCGGAGAAAUUUUCCCAUUGCAAUGAUAAGACCAAAGUGGAAAAGCAGAGGGCCUGGAUAUACUCAGUAUGGUGUUUCAAUGCACUGUGUGAGGGAAGAACAUUCCGCUGUCAAUAUGAACCUUCACUAUUUGGAAAACGGCACAGUUAUGUUAAACUUUAUUUACAGGAAAGAACUGUUUUUUCUUCCUUUGGGAUUUGUACUUAAGGCACUUGUCAACUUCUCCGAUUAUCAGAUUUUUCAGGAGCUCAUCAAAGGCAAGGAGGAUGACUCUUUCUUUCGGAACUCUGUUUCUCAGAUGUUAAGGAUUGUAAUGGAAGAGGGUUGUUCCACACAAAAGCAGGUCCUUAACUAUGUAGGGGAACGCUUCAGAGUAAAACUCAAUCUUCCUGACUGGUAUUCCAACAGACAGGCUGCAGAGUUUCUUUUUAACCAGUGCAUCUGUAUCCACUUAAAAUCCGAUACUGAAAAGUUUUACAUCCUUUGUCUCAUGACCCGGAAGCUCUUUGCUUUAGCCAUAGGGGAGUGCAUGGAGGACAAUCCUGAUAGUUUAGUGAAUCAGGAAGUCCUUACGCCUGGUCAGCUAUUCCUCAUGUUUCUGAAGGAGAAAAUGGAAGCUUGGUUGGUGUCUAUUAAAAUAGCAAUAGAUAAGAAGGCUCAGAAGACCAAUGUGUCCAUCAACACUGAACAUCUGAUGAAGAUUUUUACUCUGGGAACUGACCUUACAAAACCAUUUGAAUAUCUUCUUGCUACUGGGAAUCUGCGUUCUAAAACAGGUCUUGGCUUCCUGCAAGAUUCUGGACUUUGCGUUGUGGCCGAUAAGCUGAACUUCAUUCGCUAUCUCUCCCAUUUCCGCUGCGUGCACAGAGGGGCUGCUUUUGCCAAGAUGAGGACCACCACAGUACGCAGGCUGCUGCCAGAGUCCUGGGGCUUCCUUUGUCCCGUGCACACCCCAGAUGGGGAGCCUUGUGGUCUGAUGAACCACUUGACUGCCAUAUGCGAGGUUGUCACGCAGCCUGUGUAUACCGCAUCUGUCCCAGCCUUGCUCUGCAACUUGGGGGUUAUCCCAGUGGACGGAGCACCACACCGGCCAUAUAGCGAGUGCUACCCUGUCCUGCUGGAUGGUGUCAUGGUUGGCUGGGUGGAGAAGGAGCUUGCUCCCAGCAUUGCAGAUGCUCUCCGACAUUGUAAGGUAUUGAGAGAAAAAAGAAUUCCUCCCUGGAUGGAGGUGGCCCUUAUCCCCAUGACAGGAAAACCAAGUCUGUACCCAGGAUUGUUUCUUUUCACCACUCUGUGUAGAUUGGUCCGGCCUGUGCAGAACUUGGAAUUAGGCAAAGAAGAGCUAAUUGGAACUAUGGAACAACUCUUCAUGAACAUUGCUAUCUCUGAAGAUGAGGUUUUGCCUGGAGUUACUACCCACCAGGAGCUCUUCCCUCACAGCCUGCUGAGUGUGAUCGCCAACUUCAUUCCUUUCUCCGAUCACAACCAGAGUCCGCGCAACAUGUACCAGUGCCAGAUGGGUAAGCAAACCAUGGGUUUUCCACUUCUCACUUACCAAGACCGAUCAGACAAUAAGCUGUACCGUCUUCAGACUCCACAAAGCCCUUUGGUGAGACCAUACAUGUAUGAUUAUUAUGACAUGGAUAACUAUCCCAUUGGGACAAAUGCCAUCGUUGCUGUCAUUUCUUACACUGGCUAUGACAUGGAAGAUGCCAUGAUUGUGAACAAGGCUUCUUGGGAACGCGGCUUUGCCCAUGGAAGUGUCUACAAGUCUGAGUUCAUAGAUCUCUUUGAGAAAAUUAAACUUGGAGAUGAUAGUCUGGUGUUUGGAGUCAAACCUGGUGACCCACGGGUUUUGCAGAAGUUAGACGAUGAUGGAUUGCCAUUCAUUGGCGCACACCUGCAGUACGGAGACCCGUAUUACAGUUACCUAAACCUCAACACUGGGGAAAGCUCUGUGGUGUACUACAAGAGUAAAGAAAACUGCAUUGUGGAUAACAUUAAAGUGUGUAGUAAUGACACUGGAAGUGGGAAAUUCAAGUGUGUUUGCAUCACAAUGAGAGUCCCGCGAAACCCAACUGUUGGAGAUAAGUUUGCUAGUCGUCACGGGCAGAAGGGCAUCUUGAGCAGACUGUGGCCAGUUGAAGACAUGCCAUUUACUGAGAGUGGGAUGGUCCCUGACAUUCUGUUCAAUCCUCAUGGCUUUCCAUCACGCAUGACCAUUGGUAUGUUAAUUGAGAGUAUGGCUGGGAAGUCUGCAGCUUUGCAUGGUCUCUGCCAUGAUGCUACUCCCUUCACCUUUUCAGAGGAGAACUCGGCCUUAGCAUACUUUGGUGAGAUGUUAAAGGCUGCUGGCUACAACUUCUUCGGCACUGAGAGGUUGUACAGUGGCAUCAGUGGGCUAGAACUGGAAGCAGACAUUUUCAUAGGCGUGGUUUACUAUCAACGCUUGCGUCACAUGGUCUCAGACAAAUUCCAGGUUAGAACAACAGGAGCCAGAGACAAAGUUACUAACCAGCCUAUUGGGGGAAGAAAUGUCCAGGGUGGAAUCCGUUUUGGCGAAAUGGAACGGGAUGCUCUUCUAGCUCAUGGUACAUCUUUUCUCCUUCAUGACCGGCUUUUCAACUGUUCUGAUAGGUCGGUAGCCCAUGUGUGUGUGAAGUGUGGUAGUUUGCUCUCUCCGCUAUUGGAAAAGCCACCCCCUUCUUGGUCUGCCAUGCGCAAUAGAAAAUACAACUGCACUCUCUGUAAUCGCAGUGACACUAUUGAUACAGUUUCUGUGCCUUAUGUUUUUAGGUAUUUUGUAGCUGAGUUGGCAGCUAUGAACAUCAAAGUGAAACUGGAUGUCAUUUAACUUGAUGGAACUUGAGUUAGGGGAAUUACCAGAUUAAAACAAAAUGUAACUUGAGUUCAGUGACGGUAAUACAAGGUUAUUCUUUACUUUUGUCAAAGGUGUUAGAACUCUCAGUCAAGACCUGGCAGCUCAGAAUUCUGGUUUCUAAGUCUGCUUUUUGGUAACCAUUGAUGUUGAUUUUUGGUACAUUUGUUCACCAUUGCCACAAGUAUUUUCUUAAAAAAACACUGAUAAAUAGAAUGUAUGGGGAAAAAAAGCCUUUCCAACCCCAGGUGCUCUGUAUCUUGCUUUCAUCAAGCAGUGACUGUCCCACAUACAUUUGUCCAUCUAGAGCAGAGGGUGUAACACAAAUACAGUGUAAACCAUGUAUGUCAUUUUCUAUUUUCUUAUAUCCACAUUAAAAUAAAAACAAAAGAAAUAUUUUAACACCUUUAUUGAAGUGUAACUGUUACACAAAUAACCGCACAUACUUCUGUACACAGUUUAGUGGGUUUGAACAUACGCACACACUAUGAAAAGGUUACAACAGAGGUAAUAACCUCACUUUGAAUAGUUUCCUUGUGUCCCGCUGGGUUGUAUGUUUGUUUUGGGUUAGUUUUGGGUUAGAACACAACUUGACAUUUACCCUAACAAAAAUUUUAAUUGUACAGUACAGUAUUCCCCUAUUAACUGUAGGCACAAUAUUGUACAGCAGAUCUCUAGAAUUGACUCAUCUUGUGUAAGUGGGAUUUUAUACCCACUGAACAGCAGCUCUCCAUUUCCCUCUCCCACCAGCCCGGGUCACCACCAUUAUUCUCCUCUCUCGCCAUGGCUACUUCAGAUGCCUCAGGUGAGUGAGGUCAUGUAGAUUCGUCCUUCUAGACUAGGGCAGUGUCUUCCAUGUUCAUCCAUGCUGUUGCAUAUGACAGAAGUUCAUUCUCUUUUAAGGCUGAAUAACGUUCCAUUGUGUGUGUAUAGCACAUUUUCUCUGUUCAUUUAUUUCUUGAUAUAUAGGUUGUUUCCAUAUCUCAGAAAUAAUGUUAAUACUAUAUUAAUAUAGUCCAAUGCCAUUCAACAUGUAAUAAAUAUUAAAAAUUGGUUGAGGUAUUUUAUGUUCUUUUUUCAUACUAAAUCUCUAAAAUACAGUGGCUUUUUUCAGUCAUUUCUGUAUAUAUUUCAUUGUAUGGAUAUACUGUCCCUCUGGUGGAUAUUUGGGCUGUUCCAUUCCUUGGCUGUAUUAUAAAGUUUAACAGUAGAACCUUGUAUAUGCUUGUGGAAGGAUAAGGUGUCUUUUGUUAAAAACUUACCUGAAGUAAUUCUUUCCUGAGUCCAUCUUUAGGUAGGUGUCUAUGAGUAUAUGUCAAAUAGGGCUGGACUAAGAAAAAUCUAUCUAUUUAAGGUAUAUCCUGGCUUUGUCAUGAAACUGUUGGGGAAAAAAAAGGCAGAAAAUAUCUUGAACAUACUGGCUGAUACGUCUCCCUACUGUUAGAAUCCCACCUAGACUUUCCCACCCCAUUCCAGUCUCUGUCUACCUCACAGUCCCGUAGCUGAGUUCUGUUCAAGUUUCUGGACUAUUUUUUUAACAGUGCUAAAAAAUGGUAAAAUUUUUUUUCUUUUUUGUGUAAAUUAUAGAUUCACAAUAGACUGACAUUGGGACAAUUGACAUUUCAAUUUCACAUGCACUCAUUUGUAUAUGUGUGUAUAAUUCUCUUCAGUUUUAUCACAUGUAGGUUGAUCUAAGCACCAACAUAGUCAAGACGCAGAACUGUUCCAUCCCCAGACUCUGCCAUGCUAUCCCUUUAUAGCUUUCCCCAUCCCCAUCUGUAACCUCUGGCAACCACUAAUCUGUUCCCUGUCGCUGUCAUUUUAUUUCAAGAAUAGUAUGUAAAUGGAGUCUCUUACGACCUUUUGAGAUUGGCCUUUUCUACUCAUCUUAAUUCCCUUGAGCUCCAUCCAGGUUAUUGCAUGUAUCAAUAAUUUACUCCUUUUUUUUGCUACAUAAUACAUGGUAUGACUGUGACACAGUCCAACCAUUCACCUGUUGAAGGACAUUUCUCUUGCUUCCAGGUUUUGGUGUUUACAAAUAAAGCUGCUCUAAAUAAUCACGUA
Manis javanica (Malayan pangolin) is the source of this 5559-nucleotide messenger RNA. RefSeq names its product RNA polymerase I subunit B (gene POLR1B). Gene Ontology annotation, cellular component: nucleus. Gene Ontology annotation, molecular function: DNA binding; DNA-directed RNA polymerase activity; ribonucleoside binding. Gene Ontology annotation, biological process: DNA-templated transcription. Lineage: Eukaryota; Metazoa; Chordata; Mammalia; Pholidota; Manidae. The record is from RefSeq and is a predicted model, not a curated record.